UUUUGAAUGUGUGCCGGUGAUGAAAACUUAUUUUUUCCGCUCACUGAUGUCAUCCUCUGUGAACAAGAAGAGACUGAGCAAGCGAGGUUGCUGUUGCUUGUGUGCCUAGAAUUACCGAAUUUCGUUGAAAGAUACCGCUACUUUUCUUCAACGACGGUUUCGGAGACGAUAGACAGAGCAAAAGCAAGACAAGCAGCCAGAGCAGUUGAUUGUUGUUGUGGACGCAAGCACCGACCCAGACCAGCGAGCAGCAGCGAAGAGCAGAGGAACAAGCACACAUUCACACAAGGCGAAGAUGGCUGAGGACGAGGGUCGCAUCAUCAAACAAGAGGCCGACUACACGGAGGAGGUCGAUGCCUCGCUUCCCAUCGCUUCCUCCCUCGCACAGGAUGGAAAGCUGGACGAGGCCAUUGAGUCUCUCCUUCCUCUGGAGAAGAAGAGCCGCAUGGCCGCGGACAUGAAGUCGACAAGCCGCAUUCUCGUCCACAUUGUCACCAUGUGCUUUGAGCAGCAAGCAUGGGACAAGAUGCUUGAGAACAUUGUCAUGCUCAUCAAGCGGCGUGGCCAAAUCAAGAAGGCUGUGACCGACAUGAUCCGCAAGGUGUGCGAGUUUAUCGAGCAAGCGCCAGACAAAGCGACCAAGCUCAAGAUGCUCGAUACCGUGCGCACCAUCACCGCCGGCAAGAUCCAUGUUGAGAACGAGCGCGCGCGCCUGACACGCGAGCUUGCGCGCAUCAAGGAGGAAGAGGGCAACAUCGCAGAGGCUGCGGACGUGCUGCAGGAGCUGCAGGUGGAGACGUACGGCACGAUGGAGCGACGGGAGAAGGUCGAGUUCAUCCUGGAGCAGAUGCGGCUGUGUCUCGCCAAGCACGACUACAUCCGCGCGCAGAUUAUCAGCAAGAAGAUCAGCACCAAGUUCUUCAAGGACGAGAGCACGCACGACCUGAAGCUCAAGUACCACCGGCAAAUGCUCCAGCUCGCCGCACACGACAGGAGGUAUCUGGACAUGUGCAAGCACCACCGGUCUAUCUUCGACACCCCAUCUGUCAAGGCCGACGCUGAGGCUGCGAAGAAGGAGUUUCAGAGCGCGGUGCUGUAUCUCGUCCUUGCGCCGUACGACAACGAACAGGCCGAUCUCAUCGCCCGCGUCUCAGAGGACCCGGUGCUUGAGGACCUGCCGGAAGCGCAGUCGCUGCUGUCGGUGUUCACCACCGACGAAGUGCGGCCCUGGCGUGUGUUUGAGACGCAGUUUGCACCGUUCCUCCGCAGCACAGACGUGUUUGCCGCCACAGAGCAGGGCGAGAAGCAGUGGAGCGAACUCAGGGACCGCAUCAUCGAACACAACAUUCGCGUGAUGGCGAUGUACUACACGCGCAUGCGCACGUCCCGAAUGGCCGAGCUCCUUGACCUCACAGAGAAGGAUGCGGAGAAGUAUUUGUCGCGGCUGGUGACGCUCAAGACGGUGUAUGCGAAGAUUGACCGCCCUGCGCGCGUGAUUGUGUUCAAGCCGAAGCCAAAGGCAAACCAGGUGCUCAACGACUGGGGCAGCGGUCUCAGCCAUCUCAUGUCGUUGGUCGACAAGGCAACACAUCUCAUCCAGAAGGAGCGCAUGGUGCACCAGGUCUGAGCGCACACACGUGUCCACCCCGCCUCCUCCACCUCCGCGAGCCCACAUCUCAAGAACGCCGUGUUUGGACUCUGUGGCUUUGUUUUGCAGUUGCGUUUGAGGCGAUGGCGAGAGUGAUGAUGUGUUGCAUGUGUUAUCACAGUGCACGCGCCAUGCAAGCCUAACAUCACGAUCGCAGUCAAGUGCCCCUCCUUUUGUCGUUUGUGUGGUCCGAAGAAAUGAACCGAUGAGAGAUGAAUGGAAACGAGCUCAUUAAUGUAAUGUCAAC
This is a messenger RNA of Salpingoeca rosetta, 1895 nucleotides long. RefSeq names its product 26S proteasome non-ATPase regulatory subunit 12. The coding region runs from base 296 to 1627 and encodes 443 amino acids. Gene Ontology annotation, cellular component: cytoplasm; proteasome regulatory particle, lid subcomplex; nuclear proteasome complex. The record is from RefSeq and is a predicted model, not a curated record. The transcript is spliced from 12 exons. Lineage: Eukaryota; Choanoflagellata; Craspedida; Salpingoecidae.